AUGUUACCAAGGCCGAUGCGUCGCCUGUUCUCGAAGAGAGUAUUCAGGCCAAAGACGGUGGAAAAUAAGGCAUUAAACACAGCGUCAUCUCAGCAACUUCCAACCAAGAAAACACCAGAUGAUUCAGAGAUUAACCCCUUGAGCCACUUUGCUGCCUUUACGAGCAUGGAAAACUACGUGAACGUCACGCUGAUCCAGUACAACAAAAAGAAGGAGGACAAAAACCCAUCGAAGUCUCCCCAGAUCACUUGA
Peronospora farinosa is the source of this 252-nucleotide messenger RNA. The record is from the annotation of a GenBank genome assembly. NCBI's taxonomy places the organism in Eukaryota, Oomycota, Peronosporomycetes, Peronosporales, Peronosporaceae.